AUGGCCCGUUUGCCUCAAGGUAUUCCUGCCAUCUUCCGCCAGCGCAUCUGGCUUGCUCUUGCGGAUCAUCAGAUCGCUUCUCAGCAUGUUGACUGGACUUAUGUGUGCCGAGUGGCCUUUAACGAGCGCAUGAAUCCAGAUGACGACAGUCUAGGCGCCCAGAUCGUAAAAGACCUACACCGUACUGGCUGCGACCAGUUUGGUGCCGGGUCUACGGCAAGUGCCGAAGACCGGGCGGCCUUAAAGCGGGUACUGUUGGCCUAUGCUAGAUGGAACAAGCGAGUCGGCUAUUGUCAGGGUUUCAACAUCCUAGUUGCUGUCAUACUUGACGUGAUGCAACGUGACGAGGAAGCUGCUCUAAAGGUUACACCCCUUUCUGCUCUUUUGGUACCACCUAUUAGCUGUGAUUAUUUUAAUGUCGUCUUCCACUUUAUCCUAUUUUUUGUCUCUCAGAUAAUGAUUUAUCUCAUCGAUUUUGUCCUUCCUGAGUCCUACUUCGCGCAAAAUCUUCAAGCACUUUCCGUGGAUAUGGCCGUUUUCAGAGAACUUUUGCGUGAACGAAAUCCCAGCUUGGCCAACCACUUGGAUUUUCUUCAGGCUAAAGCUGGUAUGUGCCCGUCCUUUGCCUCCAUACUCUCUGACGAGAUUCUUAUGUUCGGGUAA
Molecule: messenger RNA, 663 nt
Organism: Protopolystoma xenopodis
Lineage: Eukaryota; Metazoa; Platyhelminthes; Monogenea; Polystomatidea; Polystomatidae
Source: the annotation of a GenBank genome assembly